AUGAGCAAAGACGACAAGUGGAUGAGCAAUCCGUACAUGUUUCCUGGUGUCACCCCCAGUCAUCUCAAACGACGCUCAGAGUCGCAUUCGUCGUCGCCCCUCGUCGCUUCUUCCACCUCUUUCGUCUCAUCCAAGAAGCGGCCCAGCACGAGUCAUGCAUCAGGUCACAAAGACUAUGCGCCCUCGGUAGCCUCGACAGCGACAAGCAGUACCGUCAAGGUGCGAUAUCCAUAUACCGUCCUCAAAAAUGGCAAGAAACAUCACGCGUUCCCAACCGACAUUAUACCUUAUCCACUCAACUAUGAUAAUCGGAUUCUCGACGCCUUCAUUCUCGACUCGACACCGAUCCAAUCUCACUCUGCGAGCAAUAGCUCUCCUCUCAUGGCGACCUCUGGGUGGAAGCCAUCCCUCGUACCCACCAUCCACACCUCGGACCCAUCCACUCACCCAAAACGUGUCCUUGAUCUCGGAUGCGGAACGGGCGCAUGGUGUGUAGCGGCUGCCCAAGUAUGGCCCUAUACGCAGUUCACCGGUCUCGACAUGGUCGCGAUCCAAUCCGUCCCGUCUUCAGUGGGUGUAGAGAGAAUUGAAGAAGUCGUGAGGAGAGUCAAAGAGGGCAAAUCUGUGGCAAAAGUCUCACCAGGCGCCCCGCGGGGCACCAGCGGCGUCCCGACGCUCCUCACACCUUCUCGGCCUUCGACGAGCAGCAGCUCGAGUUUACGGUCGGGUUCUGGAGGAUUACAUGCUCUGCACCCGCUUACGACGACAAUGACGAAUGCGAGUAUGACGAGUACGGCUAGUAUUGGGAGUAAUGGGAGUAGUGGGAGCGGUGGGAGUGCGAGUCAGAUGCAGACUCCCACCAUCGCGCAUCCAUACAAGACUGCCAGGGGACCAUAUUCACCCACGCAAGAAACAUCCCAGCCCUUGUUCUCUGUACGCGCCUCGGCAAACGUCGCUAUUGAAAGCAGUACGAGUUUGAGGACGACAAGUUUGAGUACAGCCGAAGAAGAUUCGAAUGGAAAUGCUGCGAGUGCAAGUUCGGUCCUUUUGCACCAAUGCUCGACGCCGUCUCCUCUAUCCCAAGCCCAUUCUUCUUCUCAGCCACAACCAACGCUCCCGGCUCAUGCGCGCAUCAAGUGGGUCCACCAUAAUUUUUUAUCCAGACGGGGCUUGCCGUUUGGCACUGGCGAAUUUGAUCUCGUACGCGUAAACGGUGUCGCGCAGGGUGUUCCAGAGGAUCGUUGGGACCAUUUGCUUGCCGAGUUGACCCGCGUCCUCGCCCUCGGUGGUUCACUCGAGAUUAUCGAAGAAGACAUUCUUUUCCCAGUCGUAUUAGCACCAAAAAUCACCUUUGGCCUCGCACGCGUCGGUCCAAAUGGACAACCGCUCAACGCCGCACUCGCAGCACGACAAGCAGGGAAAGAACACCAACAGUCACUCAAAUCCGCACACCAAAACGCGCUCUCCAGUCUCAACGAACUCAAUCGUCAGACGUUGUUCUACUCGGAGGAACAUCGUCCGUCUGCGUUGGGAGGUGGUGUGUCGCCUUCGGGAGGAACGUCGCCUGGAGGGAUGAUGAGUGGUGGUGGGUAUUCACCUCUUACGCCUACCGAGUCUAGCACAUACUCUUCGUCAUUUUACGAUUCGUUGGGGAGCGCGGCAGGCAAUGCUGGUGGUGCAGGAUCAUCUGGAUACUAUGGUAUCCCCGCUUCGUACAUGCAAUAUGUCCAAACCGUCCCAGCACUCGCGCGCUCAUUACCACCAUUGGCACUCGUGAAUCCAUUUUUACAUCAGCAUCAGGCGCAUUUCGUGCAUGAUGGUACGAUCAUGGGGUCCAAAAAGGGUGGAGACGUCACGCCUUUUGCGCAGGAUCAUGCCGUGUUGGAGAAAUUGUACACGAGCGUGUAUUCACGGAGGUGGAUUAACAUCACGCCCACGAAUAUCCUCGCGGGUUCGUUGGGCAGGCAGGUCGAACUCGGUGGAGUCGUCUAUAGCGAUUGUCUCGAGAUUCAUAAACCACGCGGACGUGUUGCUACUGUCGGGGAGAGCUUGGAAGAGGAAGAAGGCUUGGAGGAGACUUUGUCUGCGCGACGGCGUGGGUCUGGUGGAAGCCAGACACUGUUGGAGAAAGAAGAAGAUGAAGAAGAUGGGGAUACAGAGGAAGAUGCUGGAGAUGUACCACUUUCCCCUCCCUUGACGCCGACGGGUGAACCCCGUGCGGCGCGUACGGGUGCGUACCCACCAAACAUGCGACGAAAAAAGGGUGGCAAGAGUGGUAGUGGUACCGUUGCGUUUCCACCUAAAUCCAUUGAUGCACCCAUGACUGGAGAUUCAUUGGUGCGCAAGAAGAGUUUGAGUGGCAAGACCCGCUCGCGUGCAAAGUCGACUGCAACACAGGAAGUCCCCACUGUUGAUUUCAAAAAGCACCCGACGUUGGCACUCAAUGCGUCUCUUCAUACCAUGUUCCCGAAUCUAGACAACGAGGUCACUCGGGCGGUGCAUCUACAACGGGCAUGGGAGAACGUCGUGGCGUGCAAAGAGGCCAUGUGGGAAGAGUUUUUGCACGACUCUGCAAUGCGAGAAAAAGAGGCCAAUACUUCGUCUUCCAACGCGUUUCCAUCUUCGUCCUCUCUUGGAAUGGGAAUGGGAAUGGCUAUGGCUGGCGGAGGGAGUCUGGUUGGUGCUAUGGGCUCGCUUGGUGGCAUGGGUGGCAUGGCGGCGAUUGGUGGUAUGGGAGGACUCACCGCGAGUAUGGCGCUCCCCGUGGCGCCGUUUGUAGUGGCGAGGCGUGUGCCUACGCUACUCGAUGAACUCGAGUGGGCCGAUUCAGAUAUGCGAAGGAGCGAGCGAGAGAGGUUUGACAUUUUGCUGGACCGCUACGAGAUGCGAAUUCGACGGCACUGUGCGCAUGCUUACGAGAAUAGCGGGAUACCUUGCUUGGUGGCGCGGGAUCGUAAAGGAUGGGCCAACGUUGAAGCGGGUUGGAUUCUUCGGAUGAAGAGCUGCUCGACGAUGAAGCUGAACCGAGCAGCCAAAGUGGGUGGUGGACACCGCGAGCUCAUUGCAGAGGAAGAACUAUCGAGUUCGGAUGAAGUCACGCUUGCAGAGCCCAACUCACCACGACGCUCGACCUCGACAGCCGGUCGACCGAGUCUGGCAUCCCGUCUCUCUCCCACGAGUGAAUCACCAUCGCAUAAUCUACGUGUAACUCUCCCUACAACUGCAAGCGGUGGGAGUAGUAGUAGUAGUAGUGGGGGUUCCGGAAUCAGUCCGCCUCUGCCAACCAUCUCACCUGCCUCGCUUGGGACGACUGGACGGUUGAAUCCAGAUGGAACGCCCAUGAUCAAUCCAUCUGCCGUCGUUGCAGCAUCGCUUUCUCGUGAACGCGCACGGAGUGGCAAACAACGCAAACGGUCCAUGUCCCAGCGCGAAGCUAGGACGGCAACGAGUGGAGAGCCCGAGGGACCAGAGGAAUUACCCUCGCGCAUUCUCCGCGCAUUUAUCGCGACUAAAAUUCAACCUCCCAUUACGGUUUAA
Messenger RNA from Serendipita indica DSM 11827, 3537 nucleotides. The record is from the annotation of a GenBank genome assembly. NCBI's taxonomy places the organism in Eukaryota, Fungi, Basidiomycota, Agaricomycetes, Sebacinales, Serendipitaceae.